This is a messenger RNA of Phragmites australis (common reed), 668 nucleotides long. RefSeq names its product protein TIFY 11e-like. Gene Ontology annotation, cellular component: nucleus. Gene Ontology annotation, biological process: regulation of defense response; response to wounding; regulation of jasmonic acid mediated signaling pathway. The record is from RefSeq and is a predicted model, not a curated record. Lineage: Eukaryota; Viridiplantae; Streptophyta; Magnoliopsida; Poales; Poaceae. The transcript has a single exon. The coding region runs from base 69 to 566 and encodes 165 amino acids.
CCAUCCGUCAAACUAAUUCCAACAACGCGAGGACAGCAAAAGGCUCAGUGUACAGGGGAGAGGCAAGCAUGGCAGCCGUGGGCAGCAUCAAGGGCCGCGACCGGUUCACGGCGGCGUGCAGCGCUCUCAGCCGGUACGUCAAGGCGGCCGAGAGGGCCCCGGCGGUGCUGGAGGCGCGGCCGGCGCCCGCGGUGGCACUGCCUCUCAUGCCGGGCGCGGACGUGUCCGCGGCCGCGCACGAGGACCACGAGGCGGGGCCGACGCCGGCGCCCACACUGGCGCGGCUGACCAUCUUCUACGGCACGCGGGUGGUGGUGCUUGACGACGUCCCCGCCGACCGGGCGGCCGAGCUGCUCCGGCUCGCGGCCUGCGCCGCUGCGAAAGGGACACGCGGGCGCGGGCAGGUGGUGCCGGCGGCGGAGGACGACCUGCCGAUGGCGAGGAAGGCGUCGCUGCGGCGGUUCAUGGAGAAACGCAAGGGCCGGGCCGCCGCGCGCGGGCCGCCUUACCGCCGGCCGGGCGGCGCCGGCGACACGUGCCCUGACCGUCUUACGCUCGCGCUCUGAAUUCUGAUUCGCGUACAUGCGUGUACAGUACAGCAAGCGAGGGAUUGUACAGAGGAAACUCGUGUUUGUUGCCAUAAAUAAAGACCAAAUUGUUGGAUCGAA